GACCUCUUUGAGUGUAUUACUACAGAGUCCUCUAGGCUCGCCGCUUACAACAAGUUAUCCACCAUCUCCUCUCGCGAUAUCCAGACUGUAACUAGACUUGUCCUUCCUCCUGGCCUAACUCCGCACACCAUCUCCGCGGGCAACCAAGCCACCACAAGUUACUCCUUCCACACUAAG
Messenger RNA from Cyphellophora europaea CBS 101466, 177 nucleotides. RefSeq lists its product as uncharacterized. The annotation marks the transcript as partial. The record is from RefSeq and is a predicted model, not a curated record. The transcript has a single exon. Gene Ontology annotation, molecular function: structural constituent of chromatin; DNA binding; protein heterodimerization activity. Gene Ontology annotation, biological process: nucleosome assembly. Gene Ontology annotation, cellular component: nucleosome. Lineage: Eukaryota; Fungi; Ascomycota; Eurotiomycetes; Chaetothyriales; Cyphellophoraceae.